This is a messenger RNA of Kalmanozyma brasiliensis GHG001, 930 nucleotides long. RefSeq names its product Eukaryotic translation initiation factor 3 subunit G, N-terminal. The record is from RefSeq and is a predicted model, not a curated record. Gene Ontology annotation, cellular component: eukaryotic translation initiation factor 3 complex; cytoplasm. The transcript has a single exon. Bases 1 to 930 code for a protein of 309 amino acids. Gene Ontology annotation, molecular function: RNA binding; translation initiation factor activity. NCBI's taxonomy places the organism in Eukaryota, Fungi, Basidiomycota, Ustilaginomycetes, Ustilaginales.
AUGGCUCCUGUUGCGGCGCCUUCCACCAGCCAGCCCGCGGGCGGCAAGCCCAUGAACUGGGCCGACGAGUUCGAUGAGCCCGCUGACGGCGAUGCUCCCCGUAUCGAGGAGCGCGACGAGGGUAAUGGAAUCAAGGUCGUCAUCGAAUACCGCACCAACCCAGACGGCAAGAAGAUUAAGAUCACACGACGAGUAAAGAAGACGCUCGUCAAGACCAAGGUCAACCACGAAGUUGCGGAACGCAAGCAGUGGACCAAGUUCGGGCAGGAGAAGGGCAAGGCCGCGGGCCCUCACUCUGCUACCACCACCAUUGGUGAGAACGUUAUGCUCAAAAUGUCGGCCGGCAACAAGACUGCCGAGCCUGAAGUCGACGAGAUGGACACCAUGCGACAGCAGCUCGCCAACAAGCGCAUCGUCUGCCGACUCUGCAAGGGAGACCACUUCACCACAAAAUGUCCCUACAAGGACACGCUCGAGGCCAUUCCUGGUGCUGGCGCAGACACUCCCGAGGGUGGUGAGGGUUCCAUGACCCCGCUCGCCGCUAUGGACCCCACCAACCCUGCCGUCGCUGCCAGCGCAGGCGGCAAGUACGUGCCACCCAGCAUGCGUGGUGGUGCCAAGGGUGCCGGAGAGAAGAUGGGCGGCCUCGGUGGCAUGUCCAGAGACGAACUUCCCACGCUGCGUGUUACCAACCUCAGCGAAGAUGCCGACGACGACGAUCUCAGGGAGCUCUUCAUGCGAUUCGGUCGCGUGGUGCGUGUCUACGUCGGUCGCGACCGCGAGACUGGUAUCUGCAAGGGUUACGCCUUCGUCAGCUUCGAGAACAGGGAAGACGCCGACCGAGCAAGGCAAAAGGUCGACGGCAGGGGUUACGACAAUCUCAUUCUCAGCUGUCAAUGGUCCCUUCCCCGUGGCGAGCGCCCUUCUUAA